AUGGUGUUUUCCUCUUCUUCAUUACUGUCAUUGCCCAUUUUACCCUCCACUUUCCAUGUCCUCCCAACCUCUGAUCCUCCGUACAAACUCCUCCAAACCCACCCAUCUCUCACCCUACUCUCCAAAUGCAAAAACAUGCAAAAUCUCAAACAAGUCCACGCCCACAUUAUCAAGACUGGCCUUCACAAUACCCACUUCGCUCUGAGCAAGCUCGUUGAGUUUUGUGCCGUUUCGCCUUUCGGCGACCUCUCUUAUGCCCUCUUAGUCUUUCAAUCCAUUGAGAACCCCAAUCAGAUUAUAUGGAACACAAUUAUUCGAGGUUUUUCCUUGAGCUCUAAGCCAAUACAAGCUGUGGAAUUUUAUGUUCUGAUGCUUCUUUCUGGCGUGGAGCCGAAUUCUUAUACGUUCCCCUUUCUUUUGAAGUCUUGUGCGAAAUUCGCGGCCAGCCAUGAAGCGAAACAGAUCCAUGGACAUGUUUUGAAGCUUGGACUUGACUCUGAUGCCUUUGUGCACACCUCUCUUAUCAAUAUGUAUGCUCAAAACGGUGAAUUGGAUAAUGCACGUUUGGUGUUUGAUAAAAGUUCUUUCAGAGAUGUGGUUUCAUUUACGGCCUUGAUCACUGGUUAUGUUUCAAGGGGUUGUAUGGAUGAUGCUCGUCACCUUUUUGAUGAAAUUCCAGUAAGAGAUGUGGUGUCUUGGAAUGCUAUGAUUUCAGGUUAUGCUCAAAGCGGUCGGUUUGAAGAGGCAUUGGCUUUGUUUUCGGAGAUGCGGAAGGCAAAUGUCUCGCCAAAUGAGAGUACAAUGAUCGUGGUGCUUUCAGCUUGUGCUCAGUCGGGGUCUCUUGAAUUGGGCAAAUGGAUUGGGUCUUGGAUUGAGAACCGUGGACUUGGUUCAAAUCUUCGGCUUGUUAAUGCACUUAUUGAUAUGUACGCAAAGUGUGGUGCUUUGGACACAGCUCGAAGUUUAUUUGACGGUUUGCAGCAAAGGGAUGUAAUCUCAUGGAAUGUCAUGAUUGGUGGUUAUACACAUAAGAGCCACUACAAAGAAGCCUUGGCACUCUUUCGGUUAAUGCUACGAUCAAAUACAGAUCCUAAUGAUGUCACAUUCUUAGGCAUACUUCCAGCUUGUUCUCAUUUAGGAGCCCUUGACCUUGGCAAGUGGAUUCAUGCUUAUAUAGAUAAGAACUUUCAGAGUUUGACCAAUACCUCUCUCUGGACGAGUCUCAUUGACAUGUAUGCAAAAUGCGGAAACAUUGAGGCAGCAAAACAAGUCUUUAAUGGUAUGGAAGCCAAAAGCUUGGCUUCUUGGAAUGCAAUGAUAUCUGGCUUAGCAAUGCACGGACAUGCACAUACAGCGCUCGAGCUUUUCUCGAAAAUGGCCGAUGAAGGAUUCAAACCAGAUGAAAUAACAUUUGUGGGAGUUUUAUCUGCUUGUAACCAUGGUGGUCUUGUAGACCUUGGACGCCAGUAUUUUAGUUCCAUGAUCACAGAUUACCAUAUUUCAGCACAACUGCAACACUAUGGAUGCAUGAUAGAUCUUCUAGGCCGAGCCGGAUUAUUUGAUGAAGCAGAGGCCCUAAUGAGUAGCAUGGAAAUGAAGCCAGAUGGCGCUGUCUGGGGUUCUCUUCUUGGAGCUUGUAGAAUCCACAGGCGUGUGGAGCUGGGUGAACUUGUUGCCAAACAUCUGUUUGAAUUGGAGCCUGAAAAUGCUGGGGCUUAUGUGCUGCUAUCUAACAUCUAUGCAGGAGCUGGUAGGUGGGAUGAUGUGGCAAGAAUAAGAACCAGGCUGAAUGAUUUGGCGAUCAAGAAAGUUCCUGGAUGUACCUCUAUUGAGGUGGAUAGUGUUGUUCAUGAGUUUCUUGUCAGUGACAAAGCGCAUCCCUUAAGCAAAGAAAUUUAUGAGAUGUUAAAAGAAAUAGAUAGGCUUUUGGCUAUGGCCGGUUUCAGGCCGGAUACAUCUGAGGUGCUAUAUGACAUGGAUGAGGAGUGGAAGGAAGUGGCCUUGAGUCAUCACAGUGAGAAGUUGGCCAUCGCUUUUGGUUUGAUCAGCACCAAGCCAGGCACAACGAUUCGGAUUGUAAAGAAUCUUCGUGUAUGUGCAAAUUGUCAUUCAGCUACAAAGCUGAUAUCGAAGAUCUUUAGUAGGGAGAUUAUUGCAAGAGAUGGGAACCGUUUCCACCAUUUUAGAGAUGGUUCUUGUUCAUGUAAUGACAAUUGGUGA
Messenger RNA from Prunus armeniaca (apricot), 2220 nucleotides. The record is from the annotation of a GenBank genome assembly. Lineage: Eukaryota; Viridiplantae; Streptophyta; Magnoliopsida; Rosales; Rosaceae.